Molecule: messenger RNA, 1731 nt
Organism: Scheffersomyces stipitis CBS 6054
Lineage: Eukaryota; Fungi; Ascomycota; Pichiomycetes; Serinales; Debaryomycetaceae
Exons: 2
Coding region: 1-1731 (576 amino acids)
Biological process (GO): endoplasmic reticulum unfolded protein response; retrograde protein transport, ER to cytosol
Cellular component (GO): endoplasmic reticulum lumen
Source: RefSeq, a predicted model, not a curated record
AUGCGAUUGUCGUUGUUUCUUCUCCUAUCCAUCGCUGUGGCUAUUCUGCCUGAGUUCAGGGUCUCCUACUACCAUGCCAACAUCCCCCAAGACAUUGCAAAGUCAUUUCUACAGUUGAAUAGUGAGAUAAAAGAAGAUGGGCAAUUCGAAUUGCUCAACAUAGACAGAACUCCAGCCAAGUCGGAGAAAUAUCUCUGCUUCCGACCUCUGAACAUCACACUACAGAAACUGGAUUCAGAUCUAGCCCAAGAGCAAGUCUCUUCUCCCACAUUGGACGAUCUCAAACUCAAGGCUGUUCAAACGGUUGCAGACUCUUUCAAACGAGAAGUGUGCACUUUCCAUUCCGGUUCCUACUGGAUUUAUGGCUACUGCUUUGGAGAUAAGAUUAUCCAGUUCCAUCCUGACAUGGAGCAUUUCCGUCUAACUGGAAAACACAAACCAACCGAGCCCGAUUACGUCUACACUUUGGGACGUUUUAAAGGUGGACCUAGAAACGAGAUCGUGAAGAUUGAAAACGAGGCACAAAAGCAUAAUAAUCAACUUGAUCCUGGCGACUUUUCAAUUCACGAUGAUUUAUCCACUCCUUUUAGUAAUUCUCUAGAACCUAAGAAGAAGUCGCCGUUGGUAAUUCUGCAUGUCAUUAGUGACGGUGAGAUUUGUGACUUGACGGGCCAACCGCGCUCAGUAGAGGUCGUCUACAAGUGCCAUGCUUCUAAUAGUGGCUUCGCUGCAAUUAUGGAAACAUCUGAGGUCAAGACUUGUCAGUAUCAGAUGACAAUAAACCUUCCUGAACUUUGCAACAUUGAAGGCUUUAAGCCAAUACGUAACGACGAGAAUGUUUUGGAAAUAGAAUGUAAACGUGUAGAUACUAAUAGUGUUGCAGGUAAAGAAUCUAAUCCAGUGGGUUCAGACAAGACUGUACAGCUUCUGGAUUUCUAUGAGUAUACUGACGAUUUACCUUUCAAUGAUAAGUUGUUUCCAGUCACAGCAAAUUACAAGAUCAACGUUCGUGACUAUAAGCUGAUACCCUGUGGUUCUGGUUUCUUUCUAGGAGUACCUACAAAGUUUGUUGACAGCAAAAAUAUGUACUGGAACAACCGUUACAUUAUGAUAUACAGUGGGAUGUUCAAUUCUGAGCAUGAUUUGCUAGAUAGAGUUUCUGCACUUUUCCGAUCCAGCCUUAAUACCAAGUUCCCGUCACCAGUAUUUAUAGAUCAACAUUCAGCUACUACUUUAAGAUGGGACGAUUCGUUCAUUGUGUGGUUUGAACUUUAUGACUUUUAUGGUGAUCUCAUCACUUUAAUCAGAUUGGAAAGAGAAGGAACCAGAAAGGAUGAUACAUUAUUUAUACUGUUGGUAAAUCCAGACACCAUGAAAGAUCAAGAUGGUGAUCUAGUAGAAAUAGUUUCUUUUGCUGCUCCAAAUCAUCAGUGGAAUUUUGAGCUGUUCAGAAGAUACACACAAGAAGAAAAGAAGAAGAUAGCGGCUGGAGAGCCAUUAGAUGAUCACAUACUCCAACAGGAAAACAAGUUGAUCAUUGUGACAGUGACAGAAACUGCUAAAGUUCCAGGUUCUACAGAGGUUGAUGAAAUAGUUUUUGGCGAAGAAAAGCCAAUAGGAGAGAUCAUAGAUGUUAAAAAGGUUAAUGACGUUGUUGUGGAUGAAAACGAAGUGAGAGAGUCAGCUGAAGGGGAGAAAGUGAAUACCGAAGUCGAACAUGACGAACUCUAG